This is a messenger RNA of Colletotrichum costaricense, 1869 nucleotides long. RefSeq lists its product as uncharacterized. The record is from RefSeq and is a predicted model, not a curated record. Gene Ontology annotation, molecular function: tRNA (uracil(54)-C5)-methyltransferase activity, S-adenosyl methionine-dependent. NCBI's taxonomy places the organism in Eukaryota, Fungi, Ascomycota, Sordariomycetes, Glomerellales, Glomerellaceae. The transcript has a single exon. The coding region runs from base 1 to 1869 and encodes 622 amino acids. Gene Ontology annotation, biological process: tRNA processing.
AUGUCGUCAGCAGCAGAGGCGCCUCAGGCGGCGGCAGCGGCACCAGCAGCAGCAACAAAUGCAGGAGAGUCAUCUCACCAAGGUCAGGCACAGGUGCAGGGUCAAAAGAAGUGGCAGAAUGGCGGAAACAAGCCCAAUGGCAACAAGCGUUCAUUCCAGGGCGGCCAGGGAGGCGGAAGGGGCAAGGAUAAGCAGCGCAAGUCGAAGCGUGAGAGGAACAUCACCGAGGGCUCGUCAGAAGAGGUCUUGGCGUUCGACGUGCAAGCGCUCAUCGCAUUGCGCAAGGAAUCACUCCCCGAUGCACCGGCACCGGCGGCAGGCGAGGAGGUCAAGGACGGGGAAGAGAACGGAGAAACGAAGACCGAGACCCAAACACCCUCAGAAACCCUCCCAGAGACCUUUACCGAAAUCGAAGUCGAAGUACACGCAAUCUCCUCAACGGGAGACGGCCUCGGCUUCCAGCUAGGUUCGACCUCAACACAAGUCUACGUCGUCCCCUUCGUCGCACCUGGCGACAUCGCAAAGGCAAAGGUCAUUAGACAUGUCCGCGAGGAGUCCUACUCGGUAGCCGACUUCGUCUCCGUCGUUAAGGCGGGCCCCCUCCGCGACGAUGCCCGCGUCAACUGCAAGUACUUUUCCCAGUGCUCCGGCUGCCAGUUCCAGAUGCUCGACUACGACACUCAGCUGUCGCACAAGCGCUCCAUCGUCGACAAGGCGUACAAGAACUUCUCCAACCUGAACCCGGACCUGGUCCCGUCCAUCAGGGAUACCAUCGGCAGCCCCUUACAGUACGGCUACCGCACCAAGCUCACGCCGCACUUUGACGGCCCUCCUGGCCACCACAAGAGGAAUAAGCCCAAGCAGGCGCUGAGCAAGGUUCCCGAGAUUGGAUUCAACGCCAAGGGCCGCCGUCAUGUUCUGGAUAUUGAGGACUGCCCUAUUGGAACCGACGCCGUUCGCCUGGGCAUGAAGCGCGAGCGUGAGCGCAUCGCCAGGGACUUUGGCAACUUCACAAAGGGCGCCACGAUCCUUCUCCGCGAGAGCACAAAACGCUACCCAAAGAAGGUCAUCAGCAACGGCAACGCCAACACCACAGCAGCCACGGAAGAAACAUCCACGACAGAGGAAGUAUCAGCAUCAGCAUCAGCAAACGAAGAAGAACAACCCCCCGCAGAAACCCCCUCCGACGCAGUCCGCGUCGAGACAGACGCCCACGUAGACAUCAAAACCUGCCUCUCCGCCACGGGCGCAAUGUCGAGCGAGUACAUUGACAACUACCUCUUCACCAACCCCGCAAACUCCUUCUUCCAAAACAACAACUCCAUCCUCCCCAAAUUCACCCAGUACAUCCGCGACCACGUCAUGCCCCCCGCCGGCCCCCACCGCGACCGCAUCAAAUACCUCAUCGACGCCUACUCCGGCUCCGGCCUCUUCACAAUCACCCUCGCCUCCCUCUUCACCGGCAGCACAGGCAUCGACAUCGCAAAGGAUUCCAUCGAGUGCGCCCGCAAAAACGCCCGCCUCAACAACCUCCCCGAGUCGCAGUGCAACUUCCUCGCCGCCGACGCGCCCCAGCUGUUCAAGCAGGUCACCUACCCGGCCGACGAGACCGUCGUCGUCAUCGACCCGCCGCGCAAAGGCUGCGAUAACGACUUUUUGAGCCAGUUGUUGGCGUUUGGGCCGAGGAGGGUCGUGUAUGUGAGCUGCAAUGUUCACACGCAGGCGCGCGACGUGGGCGUGCUGGUGCGCGGGGACGGUGGGGAUGGUACAAAGUACGAGAUUGAGAGUAUCGUGGGCUUCGACUUCUUCCCGCAGACGGGACAUGUCGAGGGUGUGGCGGUAUUGAACAGGGUCGAGAAGAGUGCUUGA